AUGCCCCGUGCGCCACGCAGAUCAACUCCUGCGGCGGGUGCUCUGGCCGGGAUUCCAGGAGUUACGGCCAAUCAUCAAGAUCCUGUGGAAAACCCUGUCAGGGUCAUAGAACCAGCAGGUGCUACAUCGCUUGGCAGCAACUUGCCAACAUUCGCUGAAGUUGUCCAAAGACCCAUACAAGCUGCAGUCCCAAAGUCUGGCACUCUACAGGUUAAUCCUAUCAAGGAUGUUCAGGUUCUAGGUAGUAGUUUGCAUGAGGGAGCCGAUGUGGAAAGGAAUAAAUCUGAACAAGUACCUGCCCCGACAGCCGCCCCCCCAAACGUUAAUGUACCUGUCCAGGAGGCUCAGUUCGCGGUGGACAGCACUUCGGCCGUGAUGGUUAAUGUGAAAGCAAAGAAAUCCAAACUCAAUGUCGAAGGCAAGACGUCCAAACGGGCUGUUGAGGCACUCCCGACGCAUGACCAAACGGCUGGUAUUUCGAAGGCCUUUUCUGUCCGCGAGGAUGUUUGGACUGCAGUGGAUCAAAUUUCCGAUGGGAUGACUGCUGUCAAAGGCAAGAAAUCCAAACUUCAUCGCCAAACCCCCUCCAUCACGGGCUUUAGUUGUAAAACGGUAAAUCUUGGAAACCCGCCAGACUGCAAGGUGACUCGUGCUCCGGAAGCCGAACCAAGUAUUCGCCCAGCCCGAAAGCUCAAAACUAAGCGCCGAGCUCCCGUUAUCACCGAAAUCAAGGAAAGUUCUGACAAAGAAAUCAAGAAAAUUGUGGAGGAUAGUCAAGCCAUAUGCAAAGUCCCUCGCUCCGCCACCACUUCCCAAGGCCCAACCCCAAAGCUCAAAACUAAGCGCCAAUCUUCAGACAAAGGCAACCAGAAAAACGCUGAGAACGCUUGA
This is a messenger RNA of Puccinia triticina, 891 nucleotides long. RefSeq lists its product as uncharacterized. The transcript has 8 exons. Bases 1 to 891 code for a protein of 296 amino acids. NCBI's taxonomy places the organism in Eukaryota, Fungi, Basidiomycota, Pucciniomycetes, Pucciniales, Pucciniaceae. The record is from RefSeq and is a predicted model, not a curated record.